Molecule: messenger RNA, 732 nt
Organism: Adineta steineri
Lineage: Eukaryota; Metazoa; Rotifera; Eurotatoria; Adinetida; Adinetidae
Source: the annotation of a GenBank genome assembly
AUGUCAUUGUCUCCAACUUUACAUCAAGUAUGUUCCAGUGAUUUUGUUCAUGACGAUUUUCUGGAAGCAAUGAGCGGCAAGAAACCAACUUUUGGUAGUAAGAGUGAUUGGACUGACCGAGCAUUCUCACGUUUUCAGUUGUUGAUGGACCUUUGUCGACUAGCUAAUCAGACUAUCAAUGCCACCAUUGAUCGUUUUACUAUGCAAUCCAUCGUUAUUUCAAACAUGCUUAGUGAAAAUGAUUUUAAUACACAAAUAAACGUAACUCUCGAUCAACUCUAUCGAUCGACAGUUGCAGAUUUUCGUUUUGCAGUUGACAUACAACGUCUUUUUGUGCAAAUCGAUCAACCUUAUACAGGAAAAGCAACGGAAUCCAACCGCUAUGUUACAAAUCUAAUCAUAAAAAGAAAUAUGACAUAUUCAGUAAACAAUCCACAACCAUCACAGGUAUCAUUUCUUUUCACUGAAAUUUAUGAUGGAAAUUUGACAUUGAUCAAUUGUGGUUGUGCUACUAAUGCUCAUUGUCAAACUUCGGCUUUUAUGUACCAUGAUAAAAAUCUCGCUGAAGACGGUGUUUAUAUAAUACCAGGCAUAGUUGAAGGUUGUUUUGUUAUUAAUUCACUUCUUGACUCCACACUUCAAUGUUUAUAUCCGGACUCAGAGUGUUUUCCAAUUCUAUUCGGUCGUCUACUUGAAGGUUUGACAGAUGAAUUACGAAUGGACUCAUGGUAA